AUGCCAGAUACUGUCUCCUGCUAUGACAACCAGGACGCCCAGGGGCUCCCAACAGCUGUUGUAGGCCUGCUGGAGCAGGAGUGCGGCGUGGUCAUCGAGGGCGUCAACACGCCCUACCUGUACUUUGGCAUGUGGAAGACCACCUUCGCCUGGCACACGGAGGACAUGGACCUUUACAGCAUCAACUACCUGCACUUCGGGGAGCCCAAAACCUGGUACGCGGUGCCCCCGGAGCACGGCCGGCGCCUGGAGCGCCUGGCCACCGAGCUGUUCCCGGGCAGUGCCCGUGCCUGUGACGCCUUCCUGCGGCACAAGGUGGCUCUCAUCUCGCCCACGGUCCUCAAGGACAACGGGAUCCCCUUCAAUCGGAUCACUCAGGAGGCUGGCGAGUUCAUGGUGACGUUUCCCUAUGGCUACCACUCUGGCUUCAACCACGGCUUCAACUGCGCAGAAGCCAUCAACUUCGCCACCCCGCGAUGGAUCGAUUAUGGCAAAGUGGCGUCUCAGUGCAGCUGCGGGGAGGCCAGGGUCACCUUCUCCAUGGACGCCUUCGUGCGCAUCCUGCAGCCUGAGUGCUAUGAGCUGUGGAAGCGCGGGCAGGACCGGGCUGUUGUGGACCACACGGAGAGCCCACCUCGCCAGACAAGGGGGAGCUCAGCGCCUGGGGGGGGGGGGGGAGGUCUGCCCAGGAUCUCCACCCAGUUGGCAGACAUGAGUUGUCAUCAUCGUCGUCAGGAACAGGAGGCUCAGGAGUCAACUGCCCAUGCCUGGGCCAAGACGCGCUGCAUACUCCGGACCCGAGGCUAG
This is a messenger RNA of Lynx canadensis (Canada lynx), 807 nucleotides long. Its product is annotated as lysine-specific demethylase 4D-like. Gene Ontology annotation, cellular component: nucleus. Bases 1 to 807 code for a protein of 268 amino acids. Lineage: Eukaryota; Metazoa; Chordata; Mammalia; Carnivora; Felidae. The transcript has 2 exons. The record is from RefSeq and is a predicted model, not a curated record. Gene Ontology annotation, molecular function: histone H3K9 demethylase activity. Gene Ontology annotation, biological process: chromatin remodeling.